Molecule: messenger RNA, 2068 nt
Organism: Pteronotus mesoamericanus
Lineage: Eukaryota; Metazoa; Chordata; Mammalia; Chiroptera; Mormoopidae
Gene: ZGPAT
Product: zinc finger CCCH-type and G-patch domain containing
Exons: 7
Coding region: 243-1895 (550 amino acids)
Biological process (GO): negative regulation of transcription by RNA polymerase II
Cellular component (GO): nucleus
Molecular function (GO): RNA polymerase II cis-regulatory region sequence-specific DNA binding; DNA-binding transcription repressor activity, RNA polymerase II-specific; metal ion binding
Source: RefSeq, a predicted model, not a curated record
GCGGCCUCUCUAUGGCGCGUCCGGGUGACUGCGCGGAGGAGGUUCCCGGCCCGGGGUGAGGGGCGCGGUCUGGACGACUGAGCCCGAGGUGACAGGUCCGGCGGAGACCGGCGGGCCGGGAGGCCGAGAGGCCAAGCGGCCUAGCGGCCUAGCGGCAGCACCAGGCCGCCGGGAGGGGAGCGAGGCUACUCGGAGCCGCUCUGCGCCCACCCGCCGCGUGAGGACACGGGAGCCGCCGCGGGAUGGACGAAGAGAGCCUGCAGAGCGCGCUCCGCACCUACGGCGCGCAACUGCAGCAGGUGGAGCUGGCCCUGGGAGCCGGCCUGGACCCCGCCGAGCUGGCCGACCUGCGCCAGCUCCAGGGGGACCUUAAAGAGCUGAUCGAGCUCACCGAAGCCAGCCUGGUGUCCGUCCGGAAGAGCAAGCUGCUGGCCACCCUGGAUGCGGAGCGCGCGGCGCCGGACGACGCUGAGUACCUGGCUUUCCGGGAGGCCAUCGCCGAGGCGGGGGACGUGGCCGGAGCCCCCGCGGCAGAACCAGACGCUGCUCCUGAAACAGAGGAUGGGCCCGCGCCCAGCCAACCUGGGCGGGAGGAGGAAGGGGAGGACUCGGAGGACGACGGAGGGCUGAGCGGGAGGAAGGUGAACGCCCCCUACUACAGCGCGUGGGGCACCCUGGAGUACCACAACGCCAUGGUCGUGGGCACGGAGGAGGCCGAGGACGGCUCGGCGGGCGUGCGCGUGCUCUACCUCUACCCCACGCACAAGUCGCUGAAGCCCUGCCCGUUCUUCCUGGAGGGCAAGUGCCGCUUCCAGGACAACUGCAGGUUCUCCCACGGGCAGGUGGUCUCCGUGGACGAGCUGCGCCCCUUCCAGGACCCGGACCUGAGCUCCCUGCAGGCCGGCUCUGCCUGCCUGGCCAAACAGCACGAUGGUCUCUGGUACCCGGCGCGGAUCACGGAUGUGGACAGCGGCUACUACACCGUCAAGUUUGACUCGCUGCUGCUGAAGGAGGCUGUGCUGGAGGGGGACAGCAUCCUGCCCCCGCUGCGCCCGGAGCCCGAAGGGCCCUCCGACUCGGACAGCAGCGACGCGGGUGACCCCAGCUACGCCCGAGGCAGGCCUGGGCCGGGGGCGGCCGGGCGGGCUUGGCCCUUGGGCUGCCGCUGGCCAAGCCGUGGUGCAGCCGGGCCAAGCUGCCACCCUCCCUGUCCCCUGUCCCUUGCAGUGGUGGCACCCAGCACCACCGACCACGGGACCUGCAGCUCCGACUUCGCGGGCUGGGAGGUGCACACGCGGGGCAUGGGCUCCAGGCUCCUCGCCAAGAUGGGCUAUGAGUUUGGCAAGGGUCUGGGCCGGUACUCGGACGGCCGGGUGGAGCCCGUCCAUGCUGUGGUGCUGCCGCGAGGGAAGUCGCUGGACCAGUGCGCGGAGGUCCUGCAGCAGAGGACCAGGGGCGGCAAGGCGGGCCCCAGCAGGCCCCCGAAGUGCCGGCGCAGAGGGGGCGGGCCGGGGGGCCGCCCGCCCCCGCGGGACGUGUUCGACUUCCUCAAUGAGCGGCUGCAGGGCCAGGCCCCCGGGGCCCCGGAGGCCGGGGCAGCGCCCCCCAGGCAGAGGAGCGGCAAGGAGCUGUACCACGCCAGCAAGAGCGCCAAGCGGGCCCUGAACCUGCGGCUCUUCCAGACAGAGGAGAAGAUCGAGCGGGCCCAGCGGGACAUCCGGGGCAUCCAGGAGGCGCUCGCCCGCAACGCCGGCCGGCACCGCGUGACGGUGGCCCAGCUGCAGGAGAAGCUGGCGGGGGCCCAGCGGCAGCUGGGGCAGCUCCGGGCGCAAGAGGCAGGCCUGCAGCGGGAGCAGAGGGAGGCGGACACGCACAAGAAGAUGGCUGAGUUCUAGAGCGCCGCACGCACAGCGGGCAGGGGGUCCCCCACCGGCGCCGCCGGAGGAGGGGCCGCGCACCGCCAGCCUGUCUGGGCAUCGCCAAGUGGACAUGGGCACGGGAGCCGCAUCUGGAUGCUCGGGGGCCCGCGGACCCCACCUGCGGGCACCUGCUUAUCGAGAACAUUAAA